Verticillium nonalfalfae is the source of this 561-nucleotide messenger RNA. RefSeq lists its product as uncharacterized. NCBI's taxonomy places the organism in Eukaryota, Fungi, Ascomycota, Sordariomycetes, Glomerellales, Plectosphaerellaceae. The record is from RefSeq and is a predicted model, not a curated record. Gene Ontology annotation, molecular function: protein binding. The coding region runs from base 1 to 561 and encodes 186 amino acids. The transcript is spliced from 2 exons.
AUGGCGCCCAACCUCACAGAAGACGAGGUCGACGACCUCAUCUAUUUCGCCCGCGCCGGCGAGCAGGCCGACCUCGCCGAGGCCCUGGCCACCCUCUCAGCCCGCGAAUCAGUCGCCCCCGCCGCCAUCCUCACGGCGGCGCGCGACGAGAGCAAGGCGACAUGUCUGCACAUGGCGGCCGGCAACGGAAACCUAGAGGUCGUGUCGGCGAUCCUGGCCCACUUUGCAGAGCUGCCCGCCGAAGAGCGCAAGGCGGCUCUCGACCAGGCCAACGAGUUUGCCAACACGGCGCUUCACUGGGCGUGUCUACGCGGACACCUGUCCGUCGUCAAGGCGCUGCUCGAGGCGGGCGCCAGCCCGGCCCUGGCCAACGACAAGGAUGAGAUCCCGCUCGACUGCGCGCUGUUCGCCGAGAAGCAGGAUGUUGUGGAUCACUUCAUGGGCCUCUCGAGGGCGUUGGAGGGCGACAAUGGUGAGGGAGGUUUGAGUUCGGGCGUUGGCAGCGUCGAGGUCGAGGUCGAAGAGACAAAAGCGGAGCCGGAGGCAGGGAAGAGCUCAUAG